CAAUAGCUAUCUUUUCUGUAUCUGUUUUUCUCUCUCCACCUCCUUCCUUCCUGCAUGGCUCUGGAAUCAUGCCUUUUGCUUCUCAUACUAUUUCUACUCUUUGUAGAAACAAGAACUCAACCAAACCAAUGUGGUGAAAUACACUUGGAUUCUCAGUUAUCUCCCACUUCCAACUUACUUUCAUGGCUCUCCCCUUCAGGCCAUUUUGCAUUUGGCUUCUAUCCACAAGGAAAUGGAUUUGCCAUAGGAAUAUGGCUGAUCGGUCAACCUGAUAACACAGUCGUCUGGACUGCAAAUCGAGAUGAUCCACCAGUCUCCUCCGAUGCUACAAUCCACUUCUCGAAAGAGGGUAAGCUGCGUCUUCGAACUGGGCAAGGCUAUGAGAAACUAAUUGCUAAUGUGUCUGUAUCAGAUUCAGCUUCAAUGCUUGAUUCCGGUAAUUUCGUGCUUUACAGUGAUUGCAAUAUAAUUUGGCAAAGCAUUGAUUUUCCAACCGACACCAUUUUAGGAGGCCAGAGUCUCACUCAGUCUCAAGAAUUGGUUUCAAGUGUGUCGAGCUCAAAUCACUCAAGUGGAAGGUUUCUACUCAGGAUGCAAACGGAUGGAAACCUUGUGGCCUACCCUAGAAACAGUGCUGCUCUACCUAAUGAUGCUUACUGGGCCAGUGAUACUGCUAAUAACGUGGGGUUGAAUCUCUCUCUCAAUCACCAGGGACAUCUGUUCAUGAAUAUUUACAAAUCUGAACCACAAGUACACUCAUUUGCAAGCAGUUCUUAUUCCUGUGAGAACAGCACUACAAUUUUUCGCGCGACACUUGAUGCUGAUGGGAUUUUCAGGCUGUAUUCACACUGUUUUGAGAGUAAAACUAGCUGGAGUGUACAUGUUGAGUGGUCUGCAUUGAAUAAUCAGUGUGAUGUUUAUGGUUUCUGUGACUUCAACAGUUAUUGCUCAGGAACGGGCACUAAUUAUGAAUGUUCAUGUUAUCCUGGAUUUGUUUUCAAUGAUCCCAAUGAGAAAUUCAGCGGAUGCUACAGGAAUGCCAGUGAAAGUUUUUGUGCAGGCAGCAAAGAAGGGAGAAAGUACCAUGUCACUGGAAUAGAGAAUUUAUUGUUUGAACGAGAUCCUUAUUCUGCCCAAGAGCUCGAAGAGGAAAAAUGUCGUUUGUCUUGCCUGGAAGAUUGUCAUUGUGACGUUGCUCUAUUUAUGGAUGCGAAGUGUGAAAAGUACACUUUUCCAAUUCGGUAUGGUAGAGAGAGUAAAACCAUAAAAUCUACAGCCUUCUUCAAGGAAGAAACAAACCCAGGCCAGAAAAUCAUUAUAGAUAGCAAGAAGAGUUUAAUUAUGUUUCUUGCUAUAAUUUUUUGCUCUAUAGCUAUCUUAUGUUCCGGCAUUGCAAUCUCUACUUUCUUCGUGUACAGGGAUCGAGCUUUUCUAUACGAAAAGCUAUCAGAAAUCAUAAGCUUGACCGGAGAGUUUACUCUGCAGUCAUUUUCUUAUGAUGAGCUUGAGAAAGCUACAGAUGGUUUCAGGGAAGAGUUGGGCAGGGGUUCAAUUGGAGCAGUUUAUAAAGGGAAAAUAAAUGGGGGUGAAAAAACUGUCGCAAUUAAGAGACUGGAGAAAGUUUUAGACCGAGGGGAAAAAAAUUUCCAGGCCGAAAUAACCAUCAUUGGACAAACGUACCACAGGAACUUGGUUCGAUUGCUUGGAUUUUGUUUUGACCACUCUAGGAGGUUUCUCGUCUAUGAGUACUUGAAGAACGGCACACUUGCAGAUCUUCUGUUCACGGCUGAGAGGCGCCCAGUUUGGAAAGAAAGAAUGAGGAUUGCUCUAGACAUAGCUCGAGGAAUUCUCUAUCUACAUGAAGAGUGUGUGGCCUGCAUCAUCCAUGGCAAUAUAACCCCUCAAAACAUUCUCAUGGAUGAUUCUUGGAUAGCAAAAAUCUCCGAUUUCGGGUUAUCAAAGCUAUUGUAUCCGGACAAGGUAAGAAGCUCCAUGGCCCUCCUCUCACAUAGUAGAGGGCACUUGGCACCAGAAUGGCAGAACACUGCCUUGAUAUCAAUAAAAGCUGAUAUUUACAGCUUUGGAGUUGUGCUACUGGAAAUCAUCUGUUGUAGAAGCAGUAUAAAAGCAGACGUUUCAACAGAAGAUGAAAUGAUUCUUUCCAGGUGGGCAUAUCAAUGCUUCGUAGCUGGACAGUUGGAUAUGCUUCUAAAGGAUGAACAUGUAGAAUACGAGUCAUUGGAAAGAAUGGUGAAGAUUGGACUAUGGUGUGUUCAGAGUGAUCCAGCUUUACGUCCCUCUAUCAAGAAUGUGAUUUUGAUGUUAGAAGGAUCCGAAGACAUUCCAAAUCCUCCAUCUCUUGCUCCAGUCCUUAUCACUCCUUAGUCUACAAAUAAUUCUGCUAGUGUUUUAUGCAUAAGUACUUGUAUGUAUGGAACCAUGUAUUUGUGUGUUAAAUGGCUGUUCUAUAAGGUUGU
This is a messenger RNA of Populus nigra (black poplar), 2477 nucleotides long. Its product is annotated as G-type lectin S-receptor-like serine/threonine-protein kinase LECRK1. The transcript has a single exon. The record is from RefSeq and is a predicted model, not a curated record. Bases 55 to 2385 code for a protein of 776 amino acids. Lineage: Eukaryota; Viridiplantae; Streptophyta; Magnoliopsida; Malpighiales; Salicaceae. Gene Ontology annotation, molecular function: ATP binding; protein serine/threonine kinase activity. Gene Ontology annotation, biological process: protein phosphorylation; recognition of pollen.